UGCCUAUAUAUGAAAACUUCUUCCCUCUUCGGUACUAUUUUUAACGCUUGCUAUAAACGCUUUUUAAAUUGAUGUGAUAGGCUGAACAAAUAUUUGUUGUGAGGGGAUAACUAUUAUUGUACUUGACGUGCGCUUGUGAGAGUGUAUGAUGGCAUCGAAUGACAAGGUGACCUUGACGGAAGCCUUACAUAAUGUUAAUGUUCUGGAUGAUCUUCACCUGCCAGAUCAGCAGCCAUGCAUCGAGGCGCUGUCUCUCUCUAUCCACUAUCAGACCAACUUUGACACCAACUUCGAGGACAGAGCUGCCUAUGUGACCGGUGUCGCAAGAUACACUGAGGAGGCAACAGUGCAUUCUGAAUUGAACAAACUGUUGGAGGAAGGCAAGGAGUAUGCUGUGAUGAUUUACACGUGGCGCUGUUGCUCACGGGCACUGCCUCAGGUUAAAAGUGCUGCACAGGAAAAUCGAACCGAGAUCUACCAAAAGAUCGUGGAGGUUAUGGAACCAUUGGUUUCAAAACUUCGUGAUUUCAUGCACUUCCAGAUAAAAGCUGUUCAAACAUUUUGUGGUGAAGUAAGACGUCUAUGUCACAAGGAAAAGAGAAAUGACUUCGUAUCAGAAGCAUAUCUGCUUACACUGGGAAAGUUCAUCAGCAUGUUUUCUGAACUCGAUGAGCUGAAAAACAUGAAGGCCAGUGUCAGAAAUGACUACUCGGCCUAUAACAGGGCAACACAAUGUUUAAAGCUGAGCGUGGACAAAAAUCACAUGGAAGACUCUCAUACGCUGUCCAUGUUUCUGGCCACCCAGAACAAGAUUAGGGACGAGCUGCAGAAGACACUGGUGGCCAUCGAGGGCUACGAGGAUCUGCUGGCGGACAUCAUCAGCAUCUGCGUGAACAUGUACGAGAACAAGAUGUACAUCGAGCCCAAUGAGAAAUACAUGCUAGUGAAGGUAAUGGCUCUCAGUCUGUUCAUGGUCGACACUCCAACCAACAGCAUCUAUAAAAUGGAUCAGAAGAAGAGAAUCAGCAUCUCAAAGAUAGAUAGGAUACUCAAGGAACUUGAGAUAGUUCCACUGUACGGCGACAUGAUGGUGGCGCCCUACCAGUACAUCAAGAAGAGUGUCAACUUUGACUCUUCCAAAUGGCCCGAGUGCGAGUCGAGCAAAGUGAGCCCCCAGUCUAACAUCCUGGCACACCUGGAGCCCAUACGGGAGAACCACAUGUCCUACAUCAGCCAGCUCUCCAGGCACAGUAACGAGGCAUUAACAACGAUGCGAGGAAAGCUUCGCUCAUCAACGACCCUAGCGACGUCUCGUUCGGAUGCGGAGAACAAGGACCUGUAUGAACUGGCUCUGCGGGGUCUACAGCUGCUGUCGUCAUGGACCCAACAAGUCAUGGAACUGUACACCUGGAAGUUGUUGAACGCAACCGACAUUCAUUCCAAUCCAAACUGUCCAAAAGAUGCAGAGACAUACGAAAAGUCGACACGCUACAACUACAGCAGUGUGGAGAAGUUUGCCAUCAUCGAGGUGAUCGCCAUGAUCAAAGGAUUACAACUGCUAAUGCUUCGAAUGGAGUCUGUCUUCAUGGACGCCAUUCGGAGGCACAUCUACGCAGAGUUGCAGGACUUUGUACAGCUCGUGCUGAGAGACCCCGUCAGGAAGGCUAUCAAGAAGAAGAAUGAUGUCACCAAAGUCAUACUGGUUGCGGUGCGUGAAACAUGCGUCGACUGGUUGCGAGGGGUGGAGCCACAGGGCGACCCCGCUAUGAGAGGCAAAAAAGACCCUGACGAGGGCUUUCUCAUACAGGUACCCAGGAGAAACGUCGGUUCGUCCACAACACAGCUGUAUUUAGUACGCACUAUGCUCGAAUCGUUGGUGAGCGACAAACAUAUCGGAAAACGUCAAUUGAGGAAAGACUUGAACGUAAAAGACGCCCAAAACAUCGAAGCGUUCCACAAAAUGUCAUUCUUCUGGAGUUACAUGUUAAAUCUUAACGAUUCCCUUCAUGCCAGCUGCAACUUAUCUCUGUUGUGGUUCAGAGAGUACUUCCUUGAACUGACAAUGGGUGAGAGAAUUCAGUUUCCCAUCGAGAUGUCGAUGCCCUGGAUCCUCACAGACCACAUCCUGGAGACCAAGGAUAUGAUGGAGUACGUUUUGUACCCACUUGACCUGUACAACGACAGCGCUCACUAUGCCUUGACACUUUUUCAUCAACAGUUCUUGUACGAUGAAAUAGAAGCAGAGGUUAACCUGUGUUUUGACCAGUUUGUGUACAAACUCAGUGACCAAGCAUUUGACUACUACAAGCAGAUGGCUGGCAACAUUUUGCUGGACAAGCGUUUCCGAUUGGAGUGCGCACACAAUGGCGUGCUUAUUGAAUUCCCGAAGGCGAACCGCUAUGAAACGCUGCUGAAGCAACGGAAUGUGCAGCUGCUGGGGCGAUCUAUUGACCUGAACAAACUGGUUGGACAGAGGAUCAAUGCAGCGCUUCAAAAAGCCCUCGAGGUGGCCAUAUCGAGGUUCGAGGGAGAAGACAUCACGGGUAUUAUGGAAUUGGAAGGCCUGAUUGACUGCAACAAGUUGACCCACAAACUUCUGGGGCAGUUCUUGUCUCUCAAUGAUUUUGAUGCGAUGUUACGGGAGGCCAACCACAAUGUUUCCGCCCCAUACGGGCGUAUCACGUUGCACAUGUUCUUUGAGAUCAGCUGCGAUUUCCUUCCGAACUACUGCUACAAUGCGGCAACAAACAGGUUUGUGAGGACGGUGCACUCGUUUGUGGAAGAGGUUCGUCGCGAGAAGCCCCAUCACAUACCCCAUAGGUACAUUUGGGGAGCCAAGACAUUGACGUCAUCGUUCAGCUCCAUAUACAGACAGUACGCAGGCUUUGUAGGAGCCCCGCACUUCCGGGUCAUAUGUCGUCUCCUUGGUUACCAAGGGAUCGCCGUCGUUGUUGACGAACUGCUUAAGAUGGUCAACGAGCAGUUGCGUGGUCCAUUGACGAAAUACACCGCGACGCUAAUCAAUAGUAUGCCCAAGAACUGUCGCCUUCUCAGAUACGACUAUGGUUCUCCUGGUGUGGUGGCAUACUACCAGGCCAAGCUUGAAGAGCUGAUCCAGUACCCGGACCUGAGGACCGAGGUGUUCCAACUGUUCAGGGAGGUCGGGAAUGCCAUCCUCUUCUGUCUGCUUAUAGAACAAGCUUUGACCCAAGAGGAGGCGAAUGACCUGAAGCAAUCAGCCGCGUUUCAGAAUGUAAUCCCCAAACCUUUCAUUCCCAGACAAGAUGGUCAAAGUCAGAAGGAGAAGCUGGAACUGGUGAAGAGUGUCAUGAAGAAACUCGAAGUUAAAUACCAGGCCUUACAGGUGGUUCCUGUUAUUGGCCAGUUGGGAAAUCAACAGCAAUCAACGAAAGCUCAGGAGGGAGACCUGCUGACCCGAGAGCGGCUGUGCUGCGGUCUGUCAAUGUUCGAGGUGAUCCUCAGGCGGAUCCAGUCAUUCCUCGAAGACCCCAUCUGGCACGGACCCGCGCCCGCAAACGGGGUCAUGAACGUGGACGAGUGCACGGAGUUCCAUAGACUCUGGAGCGCCAUUCAAUUCGUUUACUGUGUGCCCGUCGGGGAGAACGAGUACACCGUAGAGCAGUUGUUUGGAGAGGGCCUUAACUGGGCGGGAUGUGCACUGAUCGUUUUGCUGGGGCAACAGAUGCGAUUCGAAGCCCUUGAUUUCUGUUACCAUAUCAUUAAUGUGUACAGAGCCGAUCAAAAAGAUGAAAAUGUUAAAGGCAUCCAAAUAAAGAAAAUGGUUAACAGAAUCCGGAAGUUCCAGAUCCUGAACAACCAGAUAUUUGCAGUGCUUAACAAGUACCUAAAGGCUGAUGACUCGGGCGGGGUGGAGCUUGUUCGCAACUUCGACCCCAAACCACAAUUCAUUGGGUCGUCUGACAGUUUUCAAACUUCGUUCGUUUAGAUCAUAUGCACCGCGUUCAGUGACAAAUAUAGAAUCAACAAGGCAACAUUGAUGUUUUUAACAUUUGCGCAGGACAAAUUUCCAUUUACCUAUGUGUUUAAAGGUUCUUGCAAGAUCUAAGAUUACAACACGAUUCAAACCAACGUAUAAGUAAUUUUCUUUUAACUGUAUUCUUUUUGUAUUUCAAUGUCAAUGGUGAUGGGGAGCAACGAUAAAACGUUUUUCUAUAUGUGUAUGUAAACAUGUAUUAAAAAUCAUAGUACAGAUAUUAAUUAUUGACUUAUAGAAACGAAAGUGAUGAGCAACAAACACGUUUUCAUUCAACCAGUAUUUAUACGUUUACAUGUAUUUAAAACCAUAUAACAGUUAUUAAUUAUUGACUUCUACAAACGAAAGUAAGUAAAAAAUAAAGUUACUAAAGCUCAUUCGAACGGAUAAAUUUGAUCAAAGACCUAUUGAAUACAUUCUACAGGUCUUUGAUUUGAUGUGUGUUGGAAACGUGUUAAGAAAUUCAACGUUAAUAUAUCACCCUUAUCGGCAAUACUUUCUCUUAGCUCAAUUUAAUACAAUUCAAUGAAUCAAUCUCAGCAGUGUAAUUAUUUUAAUUAGUCGAGUCCACUCGAUUUUUUCCAAAGCAGCAUGCCAAUACCCAGAAAUAACAAAAAGGAAAUCUUGAGGUGUCAAAUAAAGGUCUAAAAAUAAACAAAAGGAACGCGCUGUAGAGAACAUAUGUUUAAUUCCAAAAUAUUUCAACAAUUUUUAUUAAAAUAAAAGACUUCUGACUGCA
Dreissena polymorpha is the source of this 4754-nucleotide messenger RNA. RefSeq names its product cytoplasmic FMR1-interacting protein-like. The coding region runs from base 146 to 3967 and encodes 1273 amino acids. The transcript has 28 exons. Gene Ontology annotation, biological process: cell morphogenesis; regulation of actin filament polymerization; cell projection assembly. NCBI's taxonomy places the organism in Eukaryota, Metazoa, Mollusca, Bivalvia, Myida, Dreissenidae. The record is from RefSeq and is a predicted model, not a curated record. Gene Ontology annotation, molecular function: RNA 7-methylguanosine cap binding; small GTPase binding. Gene Ontology annotation, cellular component: neuron projection; synapse; SCAR complex.